Messenger RNA from Mytilus californianus (California mussel), 2191 nucleotides. Its product is annotated as zinc finger protein OZF-like. The coding region runs from base 1 to 1419 and encodes 472 amino acids. The record is from RefSeq and is a predicted model, not a curated record. Gene Ontology annotation, cellular component: nucleus. NCBI's taxonomy places the organism in Eukaryota, Metazoa, Mollusca, Bivalvia, Mytilida, Mytilidae. Gene Ontology annotation, molecular function: DNA-binding transcription activator activity, RNA polymerase II-specific; RNA polymerase II cis-regulatory region sequence-specific DNA binding. The transcript is spliced from 2 exons. Gene Ontology annotation, biological process: regulation of transcription by RNA polymerase II.
AUGAGAAUACAUACUGGUGAUAAACCUUUUCGAUGUGAUGUAUGCAACAUAGAAUUUGAAAAUAGUAAAGACUUACAGAACCACAGAAGAACACAUACUUGUCGUGAUUUUGAUGAACCUCAACAAUCCAAGACAUGUGGUAAAGAGUUUAAAACCCCUCAUAACUCAGAGAGACACAGAAAAAAUACUUGCAGUAAACCUUAUAAACAUGACAAAUUUGACGAGGAAAUCUUACAGAAUAAGAACUCAGGAACACAUACUUUGGAAAAGCCAGGAACACAUACUUUGGAAAAGCAAUUUGAAUGUGUCGUGUGUAUGAAUAGAAGCUUUACUAGUUCAAAAUGUUUAGAGGUACAUUUGUUGACACAUAUAUAUCCUUAUAUAUGUGGUAUAUGUGAUACAAGAUUUUUUGAGAGUACUGACUUAGAAAGACACAUGAGCAUACACGCUGGUGACAAACCUUUUAAACGUGAUGUAUGUUCUGAAGGGUUUUGUCAGAAUCAGGCUCUUAAUGUACACAUGAGAAAACAUACUGCUGAAAAACCUUUUGGAUGUGAUGUAUGUUCUAAAAGAUUUCGCCUCAAUCAGCAUCUUCAGGUACACAUGAGAAUACAUACUGGUGAUAAAUCUUUUCAAUGUGAUAUAUGUUCUAAAAGAUUUCGUCUGAAUCAGCAUCUUAAGGUACACAUGAAUACACAUAUUGGUGAUAAACCUUUUCGAUGUAAAGUAUGCUCUAACAGAUUUCGUGUGAAUCAGGCUCUUAAGGUACACACGAGUACACAUACUGGUGAUAAAUGUUUUCGAUGUGAUGAAUGUUCUAAAAGGUUUUGUACGAGUCAGGCUCUUCAGAGUCACAUGAGAAUACAUACUGGUGAAAAACCUUUUCGAUGUGAUGUAUGUUCUAAAAGGUUUAAUGAGAAUCAGUCUCUUAAGCUACACAUGAGAACACAUACCGGUGAUAAACCUUUUCGAUGUGAUGUAUGUUCUAAAAGUUUUCGACUGAAUCAAGCUCUUAAGGUUCACAUGAGAAUACAUACUGGUGAUAAACCUUUUCGAUGUGAUGUAUGUUCUAAAGGGUUUCGACUGAAUUACGAUCUUAAUAUUCACAUGAGAAUACAUACUGGUGAUAAACCUUUUGGAUGUGAUGUAUGUUCUAAAAGAUUUCGUGUGCAUCAGGCUCUUAAGGUACACAUGAGAAUACAUACUGGUGAUAAACCUUUUGGAUGUGAUUUAUGUUCUAAAAGAUUUCGUAUGCAUCAGGCUCUUAGGAUACACAUGAGAAUACAUACUGGUGAUAAACCUUUUCAAUGUGAUGUAUGUUCUAAAAGGUUUGGUCAGAAUCACGCUCUUCUGAGUCACGAUCUUCAGAGUCACAUGAGAAUACAUGCUGGUGAUUUUUAUGUGAUGUACAAUGUAUAAAAUAAAGAUAUUAAAUUGAGUCGUGACCUACAGAGCAACAGAAGAAACCAAACUUGUCAUGAAUGUGAUAAACUUUAUAAAUCUAUAAAUUAGUAACUCUUGUACAAUGUUUUUAUAUGACAACUUUGACAAUUAGUUAAAAAAAGAAAAAGAAAUUGGGAAAACAGACUUUAAAGAUAUGUAUUAAUAGAAACUUCACUACAACAAUUUAUUUUAGAACCUUGAGUCGGGAAUUAGUACAUCUAUCAGAUAAAUGUAUGAUAAAAAGCCAAAGAAAAAACACCAUGGAUAGACAAUGAAUAUCUUGAUAAAACUUUCCAGACUUAAGUUAUCUCCCUUUGACCAAACAUUGAAUUUUUUUUUUUUACUAUUUGAAAAAGGCCAACAAGUUUAAGAGGAAACAAUAUAAACAAAAUAUAUUAAAAAAACUUAAAAACUUUCUCCAGAAGAAAGUACAGAAUUUUGGAAUAUUAUAAAAGGCUGGGAAAUCAAUGUAAUUCAUUGUAACCAAGGUCACAAUAAAGUAGUUUCAUUGUUGUGUAGUAAGGGAGAUAACCUGUAAAUUUUUUGUAAUAACUAAGAUAUAUAUACAUGUAUGAUAACAUAUGGGACUUAACCAUGUUAACUCAGCCAUGGCAUUAGUGAUGAUAAUUGUUCACUGUAUUGUUGUUUACAUAAUUUCGUUCUAUUUGUAAACCGAUAUAUGUAUAAGUUCAUUUGUAAUUGUCAUGUGAUGAAAGUCUAGUGUCAAUAAAAAUUACUUACAAUGUAA